Molecule: messenger RNA, 2988 nt
Organism: Puma concolor (puma)
Lineage: Eukaryota; Metazoa; Chordata; Mammalia; Carnivora; Felidae
Source: RefSeq, a predicted model, not a curated record
AUGUCUAAGGUAACUGAAGUAGUUCAGGGGACCAAGGAGAGCCCCUCAGCCUUCUUAGAAAGGCUCAUGGUGGCGUACCGUACCUUUACCCCUAUAGACCCUGAGGCACCUGAAAAUAGAAGGGCAUUAAACCUGGCCUUUGUCUCACAGGCAGCUCAAGACAUUCGGAAGAAAUUACAAAAAUUAAAUGGGCGAGGAGCAACCCUGGUGCAAGGGGCGACUGGGUCCCAAACUUGUAAAUGGACCACUGAAUGAAAAGUAGAUUUAGGCCAUAAAACGGUUACACAUUCUUUCUUAAUCAUGCCUGAGUGCCCCUACCCUGGAUUACUGGGCAGAGACCUAUUACAGAAACUAACGGCUUCUUUGAGAUUCACUGAGGGGGUAUGCCUGUUAAAGUCAGCCAGGAUGGCCCAACAAUAUCGAUCCCCUCCUUAAAAGUCUCCAGGCGGACUUCCCCAGGUAUGGCCCGAGACCAAUCCACCUGGACUGGCGAUUCAUCAAGCCCUGAUAAUUGUGGAACUUAAGGCGUCCACACUUCCGGUAAGACUGAAACAAUAUCCUAUGUCCCGGGAGGCUAGGCGGGGAACCGCUGUUCACAUCAAGCGUCUGCACGACUCGGACAUUCUGACCCCAUGCAAGUCGCCAUGGAAUACUCCACUUCUCCCUGUCCAAAAGUCUAACUCAUCCGAUUUUCGGCCAGUUCAAGACCUGAGAGCAGUAAACACCAGAGUAAUGGAUAUUCAUCCCACUAUACCCAACCCGUAUACUCUCCUUAGUCUGCUUCCCCCUUCUCAGGUGUAUUAUACAGUUCUGGACUUAAAAGACGCUUUCUUUGCCAUCCCACUGGACCCACAGAGCCAGCCACUGUUGGCAUUUGAACGGACUGAUCCUGAAGAGGGAAAAGCCGGACAGCUCACUUGGACGCGACUUCCCCAGGGAUUCAAAAACUCCCCUACUCUUUCUAAUGGAGCCCUGCACCAGGAUCUAGAACCAUUUCAAAUCUCCAAACCGCAGGUAACUCUGUUGCGGUAUGUUGAUGAUAUCUUGCUGGUGGCCCCCUCUCAUUCAGAAUGCCUGAGCACCACCAAGGAACUCUUGAGUCUUCUGCAAAAACUGGGAUACCGAGUGUCAACCAAAAAAGCGCAGAUCUGUUGCACUGCGGUCAUGUAUUUAGGUUACAACAUUAAAAAAGGUAAGCGCUAUCUCGGUGAACAAAGAAUUCGUGCUAUACUCGAUAUUCCUCAGCCUGAAACUCGCAAACAAGUCUGCGAGUUCCUUGGGGCAGCAGGCUACUGCAGACUAUGGAUACCUGGCUUUGCUGAACUGGCAGCCCCUUUGUAUGCCACUCUCAAGGGGUCUCUGGAGUCCUUCACAUGGGGGGAGACUCGAACUAAAGCCUUCCAAGCUUUACGAGAGGCUCUCAUGACCCCACCGGCCUUGGCCCUGCCAGAUCCCACUAAGCCAUUCCAUUUGUUUGUACCAAGAAAGGGAGGGGUAGCCAAGGGAGUUCUGACUCAGCGCCUGGGACCUUGGUGCUGACCAGUGGCCUAUUUAUCCAAAAGGCUAGACCCAGUUGCUUCCAGGUGGCCCACAUGCAUUUGACAGAUAGCUGCCACUGCGCUACUAGUCAAAGACGCAGAUAAACUAACCCUGGGACAGAUGUUGUCUGUUACAGGGCCCCAUGAAGUGGAGGCCUUACUGUGGGCUCCCCCAGAACGGUGGCUGUCAAAUGUUCGGAUUACCCAGUAUCAGGCAUUGCUGCUCGACCAGCCUUGGAUACGUUUUUGUGCCCCCGCAGCCUUAAACCCAGCUGCUUUGCUGCCUGAAGGACUAGGUCCCCCUCUAUAUUCUUGCCCAGAGACCUUAGUGACAGUUUCGUCCUUCUGCCCCGAUCUCACGGACAUUCCCCUACAGGAUCCUGAUAUCAACAUGUUUUCAGAUGGCAGUAAUUUUGUGUUUCAAGGGCAAAGGGAUGCCGAUGCUGCGGUUACGACAGACCUCGAGGUUUUAUGGCAACAGACCCUUCCCCUGCCAACAGACCCAACCUCAGCCAGCGUGCAGAGCUCUUCUGCGCUAACUAAAGCCCUGAAACUCGGAAAAAACAAGUCAGUUAAUAUUUAUACGGACAGCUGCUAUGCCUUUGCAACUGCGCAUGUUCACGGCUCCAUCUAUUAAGUGCGGCCUCCUCAUGGCGAGGGCAAGGACAUCAAAACGGAAAUUCUAGACCUUGUAACAGCCAUCUGGGAACCUGUGAGACUCGCGAUCAUUCACAGUCCAGGACAUCAAAAAGGCAACACCCUAGAGGCAGUCGGAAACUGCCUGGCUGAUGCGGCAGCCUGGGAAGCUGCCCUAACUGAAAGUAAAAGUGCUUUGGCACUACGGAUCUUGAUAGACGCCCUGCUUCCGCCGGAGCCCAAUUAUACUCCUAAAGAUUUGGAGUGGAUUUCAAGAAAAUGGGGAAGUAUGAUACCGGGACAAAAGUGGUUUCAGGAUCCUGAAGGUGAUGAUCAGACGAUGUGGUUGGCUAUAAAAACUCUGUACCCUGGCUCUCGAGACCGCACUCUGAUCAAGAGUGUCAGUCCCGAUCGAACCCCGAACCCCCAAUGUGAGGCCCAAGGAAAAUGUAACCCAACACCAGCUCAUCUACUUUCUCCUCAUUCUGGGAUACCGGGCACACUUGGGGCCUCCGAAUGUGAUGAUCAGACGAUGUGGUUGGCUAUAAAAACUCUGUACCCUGGCUCUCGAGACCGCACUCUGAUCAAGAGUGAGUCGUGUGGAUGCAACAUAACCACCAACAAGUCCUGUAGAACUUUGGACCGAGAAAAAGGAUUGAAUCAGCAGACUACAACAAAUGGGACUGUGAACCAAUUCCAAACAAAACCCCGAACCCCCAAUGUGAGGCCCAAGGAAAAUGUAACCCAACACCAGCUCAUCUACUUUCUCCUCAUUCUGGGAUACCGGGCACACUUGGGGCCUCCGAAUGUAUGA